AUGAAUUUGUCAUUUCUUUUAUUACUAACAAUCAUUCCUCAAUCAUUCGGUCUGAAUGCAUUGUUUCUUAGCAUCGGUGCAGCUGGUCAUUCUAUUCCAAUGUUUGAAUUAGCCAAAGCAAUGAAAAACCAUAAUGUAACUUUUAUUACUGAAGCAUUCGCACAAUCAUAUAUUAAUGUUGAAAUGUAUUCGAAUAGAUCUUCAUUUCGAUUGAUCUUUACAAAUGAUUCAAUCGAUGCAAUUAUGGAAGAAAACAAAAUAGAACAAGAUAUUAUUGAAUAUUUUAUGGAUCAUUCAUUAUUUGAUAGUCUAUUUCAUAUAAUGCCAGCAAUUGGUCGAAUUACGAAUGCACUUAUGCAUAAAGCAAUACAUGAGUUAAUGUCCAAUCGAUUUGAUGUCGUCAUUAGUAGUUCAUUAGUCUUAGGCGUUCAUGCUUUAUGUCAAAAAGCCAAUAUAUCUUGUGUCAUACAGCGAGAAGAAAUUAAAUUGAGUAUUUUUGAUGUAAAUCUACCAACCAGUUAUUCGUUACUAUCAUCAAAACAGAUAACUGAAUUCAAAUAUCGUAUUUAUAAUGUUGCUUUUUAUUCACAUUUGAUAAUGACCAUUUUCAAAAAAUUAAUAGAAACAUUCUACAUGAUUUUCCAAUCAUUUCCUCAAAUACCAGGACCAUUUUAUGAUACUUUCACAUUAAAAAGUCUGUUAUUUACGCAAUCGAACUGUUUGAACUUAAUUGGUAUACCACCAACGCUCUACCCACCAUCGUAUUCACAUCAUCUUACGAAAUAUCUUGGUGGAUUUAUAGAUGAAUUAUCGAUCGACUAUGUUGAUAAUGAUCUUACAAGGUGGAUUAAAUCCAAACCAAUGAAUUCUAUUAUCUAUGUAGCUUUUGGUAGUACGGGUAUUGUUAGCUAG
Molecule: messenger RNA, 912 nt
Organism: Rotaria sp. Silwood2
Lineage: Eukaryota; Metazoa; Rotifera; Eurotatoria; Philodinida; Philodinidae
Source: the annotation of a GenBank genome assembly